Molecule: messenger RNA, 567 nt
Organism: Chanos chanos (milkfish)
Lineage: Eukaryota; Metazoa; Chordata; Actinopteri; Gonorynchiformes; Chanidae
Product: placenta-specific gene 8 protein-like
Exons: 3
Coding region: 1-567 (188 amino acids)
Source: RefSeq, a predicted model, not a curated record
AUGGCUAACGUGAUCAUCCAGCAGCCACCAACCGUAUCAACGCUCGCGGUCCAGUCAAACCAGUGGCACACUGGGAUCUGCGACUGCUUUGAUGACUGCGACGUUUGUUGCUUUGCAUUUUGGUGCUUCCCAUUUUUUGCAUGCCGAACUGCGUCGGAUUUCGGAGAGUGUUUUUGCCUUCCCCUGGUGGAUAACACCCUGUGCUACGGUGUUUCGCUACCCCCCAUAUCCCUGGCCAUGAGGGCUGCCGUCCGAAAUCGUUACGGAAUAGAGGGUAGCCUGAUGUCUGACUGCAUGUAUACCGCCUUCUGCAAUACCUGCUCCUGGUGCCAAAUGGCUCGUGAGAUCAAGAGAAGAAAGGCUACCAUCACUGUUAUCAACAGCCAGUCAACUGUCAUAUCGGCCCCCCCAGUGGUGGUGUCCCCACCACCCCCUGUCAUUGUGCCCCAACCAACAGUCAUCGCUCCACCAACCCCUGUCGUUGUUCCCCAACCAACAGUCUUCGCUCCACAACCAACAGUGGUCACCUCAACCCAGUCCGCAAUCGUGGCCACUCAAAUCAGAUAA